CUCUUUUGGGGUUCUUCCUUUCUCUCUCAGCUCUCCGUCUCUCUUUCUCUCUCAGCCUCUUUCUUUCUCCCUGUCUCCCCCACUGUCAGCACCUCUUCUGUGUGGUGAGUGGACCGCUUACCCCACUAGGUGAAGAUGUCAGCCCAGGAGAGCUGCCUCAGCCUCAUCAAGUACUUCCUCUUCGUUUUCAACCUCUUCUUCUUCGUCCUCGGCAGCCUGAUCUUCUGCUUCGGCAUCUGGAUCCUCAUUGACAAGACCAGCUUCGUGUCCUUUGUGGGCUUGGCCUUCGUGCCUCUGCAGAUCUGGUCCAAAGUCCUGGCCAUCUCAGGAAUCUUCACCAUGGGCAUCGCCCUCCUGGGUUGUGUGGGGGCCCUCAAGGAGCUCCGCUGCCUCCUGGGCCUGUAUUUUGGGAUGCUGCUGCUCCUGUUUGCCACACAGAUCACCCUGGGAAUCCUCAUCUCCACUCAGCGGGCCCAGCUGGAGCGAAGCUUGCGGGACGUCGUAGAGAAAACCAUCCAAAAGUACGGCACCAACCCCGAGGAGACCGCGGCCGAGGAGAGCUGGGACUAUGUGCAGUUCCAGCUGCGCUGCUGCGGCUGGCACUACCCGCAGGACUGGUUCCAAGUCCUCAUCCUGAGAGGUAACGGGUCGGAGGCGCACCGCGUGCCCUGCUCCUGCUACAACUUGUCGGCGACCAACGACUCCACAAUCCUAGAUAAGGUGAUCUUGCCCCAGCUCAGCAGGCUUGGACACCUGGCGCGGUCCAGACACAGUGCAGACAUCUGCGCUGUCCCUGCAGAGAGCCACAUCUACCGCGAGGGCUGCGCGCAGGGCCUCCAGAAGUGGCUGCACAACAACCUUAUUUCCAUAGUGGGCAUUUGCCUGGGCGUCGGCCUACUCGAGAUGACUGUCAUGGUGCUGAGCGUACAGCUACAGCGCAGGGCACUCCGCCGGAAAUGCGAGCCGCACGUGCCGGGCGCUGGGGAUUCGAGCCCCGGGCCCAGCCUGAUCGCUGACGGCGGCGGCGGGCACAGCGGCAGUCUGUGGGGUGGCUGGGGCAUGGCGGGUGCCUGCCCCAACUGGGGAGACAAGGCACCGCAGGGCAAGCUGCCCAUGGCCCUGGGGCUCUGGCCGCUGUGGGUUCAAGACGAGGACCAGCCUGACACUGGAAGUGCGGGCGCAGAAUUAGAGGAGGCACAAUUAGAGGCUGAGGCAGAGGGGGAAGACAGAUGAGCCUCCAAAAUAAAGGACCCUGGGCUUGCUUCCGACCUUACUCCUUCUCAGCCUCUACCCCCACUUGUAGCAGCUAUUCCCGCCUCAUCAGCCAGCCCUGCGGCAGUUCCCGUCGAGCCCCGCCCUUUUCUACCUAUCCCCUUCUCCAGCCCCUUCCCGCCCAAUUCACGGCCCCACCCCUGACCUUUCUCGCCCGGGUGGGCAUCACCCCCGUCUCGCCAGCACCCCUUCGACUUCUCUGACCUCAUCUCCUUUCUCUAUAGCUCGGGUUCAUGACGCUCUCGAUAUUCCUGUGCAGAAACCUGGACCACGUCUACAACCGGCUCGCUCGAUACCGUUAGGCCCCGCCCUCCCCAAAGUCCCGCCCCGCCCCCGUCACGUGCGCUGGGCACUUCCCUGCUGCCUGUAAAUAUUUGUUUAAUCCCCAGUUCGCCUGGAGCCCUCCGCCUUCACAUUCCCCUGGGGACCCACGUGGCUGCGUGCCCCUGCUGCUGUCACCUCUCCCACGGGACCUGGGGCUUUCGUCCACAGCUUCCUGUCCCCAUCUGUCGGCCUACCACCACCCACAAGAUUAUUUUUCACCCAAACCUCAAAUAAAUCCCCUGCGUUUUUGGUAAAA
Homo sapiens (human) is the source of this 1852-nucleotide messenger RNA. RefSeq names its product CD37 molecule (gene CD37). The coding region runs from base 136 to 1233 and encodes 365 amino acids. Lineage: Eukaryota; Metazoa; Chordata; Mammalia; Primates; Hominidae. The transcript is spliced from 8 exons. Gene Ontology annotation, cellular component: plasma membrane; membrane. The record is from RefSeq and is a predicted model, not a curated record.